AUGCUUUCAGAGGCACCUUCGUCUAUUCAUCCAAUUCUAAAGACAGUUCUGCCAAAUGGACUUUCCAUUUUGCUUAAGCCAAUGGCAGUGGAGGGAUCUUUAGUUGGGCUGGUGAUAAAAGGAGGUUCAAUUGAAAAUCGAAGACAAGGAUAUCCGGAUGGCACAGCGCAUCUUCUGGAGCAUGCUCUAAUCGAUCAAAUCAGUCCAAGAAUAAGAGAAGAACUGCAUAUUAAUGGGAAAACAUCAAACACGCACGUGUCUAUAUACGGAUACAGCCUGCAAAGCAAAUCAAAUGAGAUUGUACAAGAGCUACUUUCCACUGUAAAUAAACCAGUUACAGAGAAAAAUAUAACAGAGGAGAUGCCAAGAAUUCUGAGAGAGAUAGAACAAGUCAGAGAGACAUCUUCAGAUCAUAAAGAGAAAUUUAUCUCAGCAGUGCAAAAGGACACAGCAAUUCAUAACUCUACAAUUCUUGGCACUGAAAAGACUCUGCAGCAUGUCACAAAAGGCCAUCUGCAGAAAUUCCUUAAUAGCACACUCAUUCCAGGGAAUGUAUUACUUGUGGGAAUAGGGAAUCUGGAUAUUCCGGAGAUACUGAAGACAGCAAAUUCAUUCCAAAUCCCAAAGUUAGUUCCGUGCAAAGAUUCUGCUGCAUCAGAUGCACAAAUUCCAGGUGAAAGCACAAAAGAACCUAUUAAUAAAGUGCAGAAUAGAAGUAGCCAUGGAGAGAUUCUAGUUGGGUAUAAAAUUCCAUGGAAAAGAGAUAUAAAGGCAUAUGCUGCAUAUCUGGCCAUAUCCUACUCUAUUCAGAAGAAUCUUGAUCCAGAACUAAAAAUAGUGCCGCACUUAAGCUACACACAGGAGGGAGGACUGCUCUAUUUUUCACUCCCCAGAGAGAAAUAUACCAGCAAAGAAGAAUUUACUUCUACAAUAGAACAAGCAUCAAAAAGCGUCCUAGAAGACAUAUAUAAGAUUGCACCAUUGAAAGAGAAAGGACUUUCUCUUCCUCUUCUAGAAGUGCCUUGCUAUCUUUUUUCAAUAGGCUUGGGAACUCUCACAGUAGAUGAUCUAUUUAAGGAGGUUCAGAACCUAAAUAAGUCUGACAUUUCAGACGGACUAGCAAUAUUUACUACAUCUAACUGCCAUGUAUCUACAGAAUAUGAUAAUCUGCAGAUUCCUGCAAAAGAUCAGAAAUAG
Nematocida ausubeli is the source of this 1197-nucleotide messenger RNA. RefSeq lists its product as uncharacterized. Gene Ontology annotation, molecular function: metal ion binding. Lineage: Eukaryota; Fungi; Microsporidia. Bases 1 to 1197 code for a protein of 398 amino acids. The transcript has a single exon. The record is from RefSeq and is a predicted model, not a curated record.